GAGCGAGUACGUUUUGGAACCCUUGGCCUAUCUCUAUACUUAAGGGCUCGGGUGCUCUUCUCAUUUAUUGCGUCCUUCACUGCCAACAUGAUCCUCGGCUCCUUUUCAAGGGGGAAAUUAUAGGUCAAGGAUCAUGUGCAUCCGAAGAAUGCAACUCGGUAUUAACCUUUAAUGGUGUACAGAUGUAGUUUCCAAUACGGACUACAUCGAGAAUCAUAUUGUUGGCCCCAACUACACAUCCUCGAGUUCCAGUGGUGAAGAUGCGGAUGUCAUUUCAGAAGAUUCCUCAAACAUCACUGUCAAAGAUGCUGCGAAUCAGGCGAACAAAAGCGCAGUCGAUGUGCAAGUUCAAGAUAGGGUUGCGAAAAAGCGAGAAAAUAAUUUAUGAAAAAACAAGAUCUGAACCUGAAUUCUGAAAAUCAAUUACUUUGAUUUCCACCGAUGAAGGUAGAGGAUCUCGUCUUACUCAUCCCCAAGAUAAACAGUCAAUCCCUCAUGACAUAUCCUAGAAGAAAUAGACACGUAAACACGCAAUUACCCCAAUCAUGCUAGUAUUUCGCUUUACCACGCCCAUCCCGAUCCCCAUUCUCCGUUCAUUUCUUGCCUCGACCAUAGCAAGCGCCGGUCUCAAUGUUUUACACGUGGUGGUGUUGGCAUUUGACACCUUGGAUCAGGGUGUUCGGGAGAGUAAACGGCGUGUAGUUCGCACUUCCUCCAGCUCGCCGAAUAAGGAGAAGGCUAAUAGAGGUUAUCUGGAUGCUGGAGUUAAGGAGAGCAGUUGUUCUUCUGUUACACUCACACAAAUAAGACUUAUAUUGCUUUAUAAGAGGCACCCGCACCAUGGUACGACAUGACGUUCAGGAGACUUUGACUUGUUCCGUUACAUCUUAGAUUUGACAUUUGUGUCCAACACAUUCACUUUCAUGUGUACAUCGCAUUCACAUUCAUAGUUAUCGUCUCUAAUCACCGAACUCCUCGCAUCAUUUACGGCGGCGGCACAACACCAACGGGC
This is a messenger RNA of Amoebophrya sp. A25, 1012 nucleotides long. The record is from the annotation of a GenBank genome assembly. NCBI's taxonomy places the organism in Eukaryota, Dinophyceae, Syndiniales, Amoebophryaceae.